Molecule: messenger RNA, 789 nt
Organism: Acanthochromis polyacanthus (spiny chromis)
Lineage: Eukaryota; Metazoa; Chordata; Actinopteri; Pomacentridae
Gene: stmp1
Product: short transmembrane mitochondrial protein 1
Exons: 3
Coding region: 146-286 (46 amino acids)
Source: RefSeq, a predicted model, not a curated record
CGCGCUUGCGUACACCGUUUGUUGAUGGCCGCGCUAGCUUUUUAACGCCGAAUAACUCGGUCAAUUUCAUCAAGCUUCGAACUAACUGGCUGCUUUUUAAGCUAGUUUGCUGUUCACAGACCUUUACGAAAUUCCUUAUUCCAUCAUGCUACAGUUUCUGGCUGGCUUCACCUUGGGGAACGUUGUGGGGAUGUACCUCGCUCAAAACUACGAGAUUCCCAACAUAGCCAAGAAGUUUGAAGCUUUUAAGAAAGACGUGGAGGCCAAGAAGAAGCCCCCGGAGUGAACAAAUCGGGACCAAGCAAGACCAGACUUCCUCUGCGAGAAACUAUUUAUUUUACAGGAUCAUAAUAUGUGUGCAUAUUUGAUAAAAGAAUUGAUUGUGUAAAAUAUGUGCAAAAAUAUAAACAGUGCCUGGAACAGCAUUUGUUUCUUCGCUUAGUUUUAUAGGCAUAUUCUUAUUGUAGCCUAUUUUUUUACAAGAUAAAUUGUGCAAAAAACGGGAUUUAAAGAAUAUUACAACGAACUGGCCAGACUCAUGGCACUGGUUACUGGCCUUUUCUAAGAUGCACUGUGGUGUUUUAACUUGCACAUGCCAUUUGUUUUCUCCACACUAGAUGUGUAUAGUGUUCUCUGAAGUGAAAACAUUAAUACAGCUUGCUGUUAUGUUGUAUUCCAAAGUUUUCCUCUACAAGCUUCUAGCUUGUCAACAACUGCCAAACUUUUUAGCACUUCACUACAAAUACAAUUUUGAGUCAUUUAGCUGACAAUAAAGUUGCGGGACAUGAA